Hemibagrus wyckioides is the source of this 3813-nucleotide messenger RNA. RefSeq lists its product as uncharacterized. NCBI's taxonomy places the organism in Eukaryota, Metazoa, Chordata, Actinopteri, Siluriformes, Bagridae. The transcript has 7 exons. Gene Ontology annotation, molecular function: dioxygenase activity. Bases 1122 to 2060 code for a protein of 312 amino acids. The record is from RefSeq and is a predicted model, not a curated record.
UACAUUUAUUUAUUUUCGUCUCUGCCUCGUUGUGCAUCAGGAAACCAUAAAUUACAUUAUAAUUUUGGAGCUGGUGGUGAGACUCUAUUAACCUCUCUGACUCUCUGAUUGCUUUUGUUUAGAUAUGAACUCGUGUUGAAUAUAUUUUAUAGCUGUUUAUGGAUAGAAGACAUGUAUUUUUGCUGAACAUCAUACGAUGAGUAACAUCCUUUACAUGCUAAAGAUAAAUAUAACUUAUCCUGAAUAUCUAGGUACAGAAACACUUGCUGUGAGCUGAUGAAGUACAUUCUGUGGAAACUUUACUGUUUUUAGGCUUAACUUUCUUUCAUAAGCCAUCUCUACUUAAAUACACAGCAGUAACGUCGUGGUUUUUUUUCUCUCUUUCGAUUAUGUUCGUAAAUUUAAGUGCAUUUGUUAUCACACUAUGCAGAUUAUUUCUGAUGGGUGUUUUUAAUGUAGUAUGUAGGAUUGUUCUUUGCACACUUUUGGGCUUUUAAAGUGAAACUGAAAGAGUUUGUGCCGUGGUUGUCUGGUUUGUCAGGAAAGUUCAGUUGAAGAGCACAGUCGUGGCCAACAGUUUCGAGAAUGACGCAACUGUUAAUUUUCACAAAGUCUGCUGCUUCAGUGUUUUUAGAUCUUUUUGUUAGAUGUUACUCUGGUAUACUGAAGUAUAAUUACAAGCAUUUCAUAAAUAUCAAAGGCUUUUAUUGACAAUUAGAUUAAGUUUAUGUAAAUAGUUAAUAUUUGCAGUAUUGGCCUUUCUUUAAGACCUCUGCAAUUUGCCCUGGCAUGCUGUCAAUCAGCUUCUGGACCACAUUUUGACUAAUGGCAGCCCAUUCCUGCACUAUGUAAAUUGCCAUCAUAAAAACUGAAGCAGCAAACUUUGUGAAAACUAAUAUUUGUGCCAUUCUCAAAACCUUUGGCUGCAGCUGUAGACUCCAGCGAACUUCACCCUAUUAUAUAACGCUGACGUUUUCGCCGCUUGUGUGUGAGACCCCUGAUAAUACGUGAGCUGGCAUUUUAUAUGUAAGUAAGAUGUGGAUCUUAUGUGUAGCAAUUUGACAUAGUUAUUGAGUUAUUUUUGGUUUUAAAAAAUAGAAGCUCUACCCUUCUGUUGGACAAUGGCAUUUAUACCUGUGGUUGAUUUCAAUGUCUACAAACUUGGUACCAGCGAUGUCGCUGACAAAAACUUGCAAGAGUUAGGCAAAGAAAUUCAAAAGGCCUUCACUGAAGUGGGGUUUGUGUAUCUCAAAAACACUGGAAUAGAUCAAAAAGAGGUGGAUCGUGUCAUGGAGAUUUCUAAGAAAUUCUUCCUGCUUCCUGAAGAACAGAAAAGGCCCUUCAGUAGGGGCAGUUAUGCAAAUAACGGCAAUCACGGUUGGGUGUCCUCAGAAACAGAAAGUUUAAAUCCUCGACGUCCAGGUGACUUGAAGGAGGUCUUUAAUACUACAUCCCUGCACCCUGAUAUUAAAUGGCCCUCCGAUGGUUGUGAUGGCUUUCGUGAUAUCAAAGUCGACUUUUUCCUACACUGUAAGGAGCUGUCUCUCCGUGUACUGAGGGUCAUGGCUCUCAGUUUAGGCCUGGAUUCAGAGUUUUUUCUCAAAGAACACUGCAACAUUGGAGGUGAUAAUAAUGGCACGACCCUGCGCUCUCUGUAUUACGCUCCGGUGAAGACUGAGAGUGUGAAGAAAGAUCAGAUCCGCUGUGGUGAGCACUCAGACUAUGGCAGCAUCACUUUAGUCUUCCAGAGCCAACAGGAAGGCCUGCAGGUAUUAAAUCGCAAAGGCGAGUUUAUCUCAGCUCCAAGUAUCCCUGGAACAGUGCUGAUCAACAUUGCAGAUAUGAUGCAGAGGUGGACCAGUGACGUGUUGGUGUCUGCUGUCCACAGAGUUCUACUACCUCCUGUGUGUGACUCAAGUGCAAGGCAGUCGUUGGUGUUCUUUGUGCAGCCGGAUGAUGAUGCCAUCAUUACGUGUUGUGAUGGCUCAAACAAAUAUCCUCCAGUGAAAUCGCUGGAUUAUCUCCUGUCAAGAUUCAACGAAACUUAUGGCAGGAAAUAGAAAUGUGCUUCUCCUUGUGAGCUGACGAUCACAAACUAAUUUAGUAACUAUGCAUAUGGGGUCUUUCUGCCUGAAAUAUUAGACAUUUUAUUUUCAUAUUUUGAUUUUCAUUUUAUUUUUCAUGAGCGUGAAUGCACUUGCAGUCCUGUGUAGAAUAUAAUAACCAUCAGUAUGUCUGCAUAUACAUUUAUAUAACCAUACUGAUUUUGUCUGAUAUUGACCUUUUAUCAAAUACUCAUUACUAAUCGCCUUGUUUAAUGUCUGCACUGUUAAAUUUGACUAAUUGUUAAAUUUGGGUAAAUUAGACACCUUCAUUUCACCAUAUUAGACAUGUCAGCCAACCAGCAUUUUAGCUUAAAAAAUCAUCUCUUUAUAAAUACACUAUAUUACCAAAAGUAUUCGCUCACCUGCCUUGACUCGCAUAUGAACUUAAGUGACAUCCCAUUCCUAAUCCAUAGGGUUCAAUAUGACAUCAGUCCACCCUUUGCAGCUAUAACAGCUUCAACUCUUCUGGGAAGGCUGUCCACAAGGUUUAGGAGUGUGUUUAUGGGAAUUUUUGACCAUUCUUCCAGAAGUGCAUUUGUGAGGUCACACACUGAUGUUGGACGAGAAGGCCUGGCUCUCAGUCUCCGCUCUAAUUCAUCCCAAAGGUGUUCUAUUGGGUUGAGGUCAGGACUCUGUGCAGGCCAGUCAAGUUCCUCCACACCAGACUCUGUCAUCCAUGUCUUUAUGGACCUUGCUUUGUGCACUGGUGCACAGUCAUGUUGGAAGAGGAAGGGGUCAGCUCCAAACUGUUCCCACAAAGUUGGGAGCAUGGAAUUGUCCAAAAUAUCUUGGUAUGCUGAAGCAUUCAGAGUUCCUUUCACUGGAACUAAGGGGCCAAGCGCAGCUCCUGAAAAACAACCCCACACCAUAAUCCCCCCUCCACCAAACUUUACACUUGGCACAAUGCAGUCAGACAAGUACCGUUCUCCUGGCAACCGCCAAACCCAGACUCAUCCAUCAGAUUGCCAGAUGGAGAAGCGCGAUUCGUCACUCCAGAGAACGCGUCUCCACUGCUCUAGAGUCCAGUGGCGGCGUGCUUUACACCACUGCAUCCGACGCUUUGCAUUGCACUUGGUGAUGUAUGGCUUGGAUGCAGCUGCUCGGCCAUGGAAACCCAUUCCAUGAAGCUCUCUGCGCACUGUUCUUGAACUAAUCUGAAGGCCACAUGAAGUUUGGAGGUCUGUAGCGAUUGACUCUGCAGAAAGUUGGCGACCUCUUCGCACUAUGCGCCUCAGCAUCCGCUGACCCCGCUCCGUCAGUUUACGUGGCCUACCACUUCGUGGCUGAGUUGCUGUUGUUCCCAAACACUUCCACGUUCUUAUAAUACAGCUGACAGUUGACUGUGGAAUAUUUAGGAGUGAGGAAAUUUCACGACUGGAUUUGUUGCACAGGUGGCAUCCUAUCACAGUUCCACGCUGGAAUUCACUGAGCUCCUGAGAGCGACCCAUUCUUUCACAAAUGUUUGUAAAAACAGUCUGCAUGCCUAGGUGCUUCAUUUUAUACACCUGUGGCCAUGGAAGUGAUUGGAACACCUGAUUCUGAUUAUGUGGAUGGGUGAGCGAAUACUUUUGGCAAUAUAGUGUAUAUUGGGAGUUGUAUUUUAAUAUUGUAACACUAUUUUAAUUAUCUGUGUUGACUUAAAAUCCAUUACAAUAUGUUAUUGCUGCAAAUAAAGUUUAAUACAUGGCAGAAGUAAGCCAACUUGCUU